CCCUCGACAACAACAGGUUAGCAUCAAUUGAGAGAGGAUCAGAUGCGUGCUGCAUCAGUCGCUGCUGUUGGAGACAAUGAUGCUGCUGGCGCCACCACCGCUGCUGCCGCGAAAAGAUGAGGGACGGCGGAGGGAGGAAAAGAAGGGAAGAUACUGGAUGGCAGGGGGCGAGGCGACUCAGCAAAGGCGUCAUUGAUGCUGAUCAAGACGAUGAGAGACGGAGAGAGAAUGAGGGUGCCUCGAUGACGGCGCUGCUGGUGGGAGAACGAGGUUGAAGUGUAGGCUUCUGUGCAAGGUUCGCAGACAGGCAGGCAGGCGAAUGGGAAUUGCGCAGCAGCGGCUUCGAUGACGGCAGCAUCAUCGUCAUCCUCAGCAGUAGCGACGACGACGGCAGCGCAGCAUCGUCAUUCCCACUAGUCACUCACACCUACAUUCCGUCUCACCCAUCUUACCCUCGCAGCUCAAGAUGAAGGUUGAGCAGUGCGCCUUCUCCGGCUCCAAGAUCUACCCUGGCAAGGGCCGUCUCUACGUCCGCCAGGACAGCAGGGCCUUCCGCUUCGUCUCGUCGAAGUCGGAGUCCCUCUUCCUCCAGCGCAAGAACCCCCGCAAGAUUGCCUGGACUCUCCUCUGCCGUCGCAUGCACAAGAAGGGCAUCACCGAGGAGACGGCCAAGAAGCGCUCUCGCCGCACCGUCAAGCACCAGCGUGCCAUUGUCGGUGCUUCCCUCGACAGCAUCGCCGCUCGCCGCAACCAGAAGCCCGAGGUCCGUGCCGCCGCUCAGGCCCAGGCUCUCGCCAAGAGCAAGGACGACAAGAAGAAGCGUCAGGAGGAGAGGAGGGCCAACAAGGCCAAGGGUGCCGUUGCGCACGCUGGUGCGGGCAGCAAGGUCUCCAAGCAGGGCGCCAAGGGUGGAUCGCAGAAGGUGCGCGUCUAAGCGUGCGCGAGGAGCAUCCUCGUUUCUGUCGCUUUGAUUCACUGUAC
Messenger RNA from Jaminaea rosea, 981 nucleotides. RefSeq lists its product as hypothetical. Lineage: Eukaryota; Fungi; Basidiomycota; Exobasidiomycetes; Microstromatales. Bases 467 to 934 code for a protein of 155 amino acids. The record is from RefSeq and is a predicted model, not a curated record. The transcript has 2 exons. Gene Ontology annotation, cellular component: cytosolic large ribosomal subunit. Gene Ontology annotation, molecular function: mRNA binding; structural constituent of ribosome. Gene Ontology annotation, biological process: cytoplasmic translation.